Messenger RNA from Pimephales promelas (fathead minnow), 2454 nucleotides. RefSeq names its product integrator complex subunit 12 (gene ints12). Lineage: Eukaryota; Metazoa; Chordata; Actinopteri; Cypriniformes; Leuciscidae. Gene Ontology annotation, biological process: snRNA 3'-end processing. Gene Ontology annotation, cellular component: integrator complex. The record is from RefSeq and is a predicted model, not a curated record.
UACAGAUAUCACUAUAAAUGGUUCGUCCUACAGGGGGCACUUGAUGGCUCACAAAGCAGGAUACCCGGUACUCCAGUGAGGCUCGUUCAGAUCUCAAGUGUUGUUUCUUGUUUGUCUUGUUAGAGAAAUUUCUACACUGAAGUAUAAUAAUUGAAUUCAAUUUAUUCCAAGUAAUAUUGUCUGACCCCCUCAUGAUUCCCGCAAACGUAAUUCUCUCUCCCUUUGUGUGUGUUUAAACUCUCCUUUUGUGUGUGUUUAAAUAAUCCCAAUCUAGUAAACGGUCAUCGGUAAGAAAAGUAACAACUAUCAUGUGACAAAGCCGUGCACGUGUUGCUUCAGCAUUUACUUGGACAAUAAUUUUGUCAGUUAUAAUUUUCUAAAUAUUGACUUGAAUUAACAAUACUGAGGAAAUGUGUUUAUUAGAAGAUAGAAUAACUGAAAAUGGAUCCAUCUGACGAAAUGGAGACAAAAGUCUUGCUGCUAAGCCCCUCCCAUUUAAGAUAUCCUUAUUUUAUCAAGCGAUUUCUACUCGUUCUAUUUCUAUUAGGUAUAGGAAGGCAGUCAGACCAUUUCAAGCUGCAAAUUACUCAUUGUAAACUUAAUUAACCAGUGCUAAGAAGAAUAUUUUCUACUGUUUAUAAAACGUUUUUUAGUCAAACGCUGGAAGACGUAAAUCUCGAGUCAAUCGUUUCAGGUUGCUUAGUUUAUCCUAAAAAUCCUAGAGAUUGUACGAGACAGAAAUGUGGGUGAUCUAACGUUAGUGUUAUUCGUGUAUACACCACAUUCAUUUUCUUAGAUAGAGGGCUGAUUCGUUGUCUUAUGUAAAGUCUUAUAAUAACUGCUAAGCAAUGGCUGGAACAGUAAGUCUAGAGCUAGACCCCAUCUUUCUGAAGGGACUGGGGUACCUUCACUCCAAGAGCAAAGACUCAGCAGAGAAACUUAAGACCCUGCUGGAUGAGUCUUUAGCCAGGGGCAGUGACUCCAUCUAUAGGACAUCACUGAAGGAAGCCGAAGUGAGCAAAGUGUCAUUACCAAAAAUGACCAAACCAGACUCCAAAUCCUCCUCCAGUUCAUCGUCAUCGUCAUCCAUCACCAGCAGCAGCAGCAGCAGCAGUAAAUCAAGCAGCUCAGAGAAGACCAAAAAGGAGAGCGAGAAAAGAUCUUUGGAAAAGAUUAGGGUUGAUCCUGGAGAAGGAGCAGAGCCACCUAAAAAACCUCGUGUGGAAAAGCAGGACAGUCAUCCCGCUCCGAUUGCUUUUCAGACCAAGGACAUUCCCAUCCCAGAUUUCACAGACAUAGAUGAAACCAACGCUGAUGACUUUGCCAUGGAAAUGGGUCUUGCUUGUGUUGUUUGUCGGCAAAUGACAGUCACUUCUGGCAAUCAGCUAGUGGAGUGUCAAGAGUGUCAUAAUCUGUAUCAUCAGGAAUGUCACAAACCUCAAGUUACUGACAAGGAUGUCAAUGACCCACGGCUAGUGUGGUACUGUGCUCGAUGCACCCGGCAAAUGAAACGAAUGGCCCAAAAGACUCAGAAGCCUCCACAAAAACCAGCUCCUACUUUGGCAACAGCUGUACCUAUGUUGAAAGAUCCACUAGUGAAGAAAGCUGAACUAAAGCCUAAACCUGAAACAACUGGUUCAUUCCAGGCCUUUAAGAGAACAGAGGUGAAGGCGCCUGCGGCAUCAGGAAACGCCUCCUGCAGUAGCUCAUCUUUGCCCCAAGGCCUUACUGGAUGGGCUGCCUUUACCAAGACCUCGAAUGUAGGACCUUCCAGUACCAAGUUGAGCACCAGUCAGCCAAGUAGCAGUAAAUCAACCCCACCUCCCUCAGGCUCUAAACCUGUAGGUCUCUCUGCACUGGCCAAUGUUAAGCCAGGUCUAGCUAAUAAACCUUCAGCAGGCAGCGGUGGUGGAAGUGGUAAUGGGAACAAUGGCUCCAGCACUGUACCUAUGAAACCACCCCCUCCACUCACACUUGGCAAACAAGUGUUGAGCCGUUCAGCCAGUGGCGAUAGCUUGGGAAAAAUGACUGUGACUGGAUCUUUGUCACCUGGGGCGGCACCCUCUAGCAGCCUGGGAGGCAACGGUGGGUCCGGAGGCAAUGGAGGGGGCAACGGGGGCAAUAGUGUUGGCAGUAGCGGCAACAACAAUAACAGCAGCAAUGGAGCAAAAGCCUCAGCUGAUGGCAAGACGCCCACUUCUCAGGAGUCUCAGCUCAAUGCUAUGAAACGCCUGCAGAUGGUGAAAAAGAAAGCAGCGCAGAAGAAACUGAAGAAAUGAGUCAGACGAAGCCAAACUGUUAUGUUAAACAGCAAGUCAAAUCUGUUUUUUUAAAUCAUAUACUUGAAUGUUUCUGGUCUUUCUGAAGCGGUUUGGUUUGAAGAUGUGCCUCAUUCUUUCUAAACCAUUCACAUUAUUGAAAACAAGCUGCUCAUUUUAUGUGUUCAAUAAAUAA